GUCUUGGACUGUGAUCGGACAUUAUCUGAUAUAAGGAGAGACGUGCAUGUGUAUAGGUUGCUGUAUCUGCGUCCAUGUAGCGUAUAAAAUGACAUUAGUAGAGUAGUAAACACGUGAUCAUCUGCAGUAUUUGGAUUAUCACUGAAGCGUGCGCUUUUAUGUCGUGUGCGCGUGUCGGUAUUUUUAAUUAUAAUGAAUCGAGAGUCAGUCAUGAGAGAGACGCGCAUGUCCCGCUGGUAUUUCGGAGGAAUCGCCUCCUGUGGGGCCGCCUGUUGCACUCAUCCACUGGACUUAAUAAAGGUUCAUCUGCAGACCCAACAGGAGGUGAAGUUGAGAAUGACAGGUAUGGCCAUGCAGGUGGUGCGCAGUGAUGGGGUGAUGGCGCUUUACAAUGGGCUUAGUGCUUCCCUCUGCAGGCAGAUAACUUACUCAAUGACACGUUUUGCUAUUUAUGAAACGGUGAGGGACAAGUUAUCCAGUCGAAAUCAGGGGCCGAUGCCUUUCUAUCAGAAGAUCUUACUGGCUGCUUUUGGAGGUCUUACUGGUGGGUUUGUUGGGACACCAGCAGAUAUGGUUAAUGUCAGAAUGCAGAAUGAUGUUAAGCUGCCCCCAAAGCUCAGGAGAAACUACGCACAUGCUCUUGAUGGAUUAAUCCGUGUCUGGAAAGAAGAGGGAGUUCGAAAGCUUUUUUCUGGAGCCUCUAUGGCAUCUAGUAGAGGUGUGCUGGUCACUGUGGGACAGCUCUCCUGUUAUGACCAGGCCAAGCAGCUGGUUCUGGGAACCGGUGUGAUGACCGAUAACAUUUUCACUCAUUUUUUGGCCAGCUUCAUUGCGGGAGGCUGUGCCACUGUCCUCUGUCAGCCUAUAGAUGUUGUUAAAACCAGGCUGAUGAAUUCAAAAGGAGAAUACAGGGGGGUGAUUCAUUGUCUGACUGAUACUGCUAAACUUGGACCUGAAGCUUUCUACAAGGGCCUCGUCCCAGCUGGAAUCCGUCUGAUUCCUCACACUGUUCUCACAUUCAUCUUUCUGGAGCAACUUCGGUUGUACUUUGGAAUUCGAGUCAUCACAUCUACAUGAACCCUUACUCAGAGGCCAUGCUUACACCUGAGGAAACCUGGCAACACUUCACAGCCCUGCUGAAGGAUGACUCCUCAACAGACAUAUAAAACUGUACGAGGCAGAGGAGCGGACACAGGCCAGGAUAUUAUUCUGACCCAUUUCACUGAUCCUUAACCCUCAUGGUAGCU
This is a messenger RNA of Paramisgurnus dabryanus, 1247 nucleotides long. It is a transcript of the gene slc25a10a, whose product is annotated as solute carrier family 25 member 10a. NCBI's taxonomy places the organism in Eukaryota, Metazoa, Chordata, Actinopteri, Cypriniformes, Cobitidae. The record is from RefSeq and is a predicted model, not a curated record.